This is a messenger RNA of Polypterus senegalus (gray bichir), 3033 nucleotides long. It is a transcript of the gene ptpn6, whose product is annotated as protein tyrosine phosphatase non-receptor type 6. The record is from RefSeq and is a predicted model, not a curated record. Gene Ontology annotation, biological process: protein dephosphorylation. The coding region runs from base 757 to 2529 and encodes 590 amino acids. NCBI's taxonomy places the organism in Eukaryota, Metazoa, Chordata, Cladistia, Polypteriformes, Polypteridae. Gene Ontology annotation, molecular function: protein tyrosine phosphatase activity. The transcript is spliced from 15 exons.
UUCCUCACGCUCCUGAACUCUUUCAACGCUGCUGACAAAUUUCAUUGCGAAGGUUAAGCACUCUUAAAACGACACGCAAUUAACACUAAAAAAAUUGGAGAAUACUAGUGGUUGAAGGGGAGGACAACUGAAUGAAAGACCAGGGUACGUUAGUCCGCAAAGUGGCUCCAGAGCCAAAAAAAGACCUUCUGCCGGAUAGAGUGAAAGCGAAAAGAAGCAAAUGACUGAGCGAGCGAGCUAGAAAAGGAAGAGGGCGGUCCAGAGAAGUAACUUUGUAAAGAGAGAAGUUGUCAAUUCGCUGCUUUCCGCACCCUCGCGACAGCCACACUUGCAACACAAACUCGUAUUGCUAAAGUGCCCAGGAAAUUUUGUUUGGUUUGUUUAAUAGUUUCAGUGUGAUCAGAAGAGGAGGACUAGCUUUACCGCGCUUGUGUCGUCGUCUGAGAAUCACCUCUAAAAAGAAAGGAGGCGUAUUGCAGGAAGAUACGAGACUUCACCUUUACGCCUUUGCAAUAAGAGUGUUUGCUUUAGACUGCUGAUAUUCCAGCGUCACUCUGUUGUUGUUACGUGUGUGGUUUUUGUUUGCUUUUAAACCCACAGAGCCGUAUUCCUAGCAUUACUUUAAAAGCAGGAGAGAAAGUAAACGCACAGUUAACCUGUCCUCAUCUCCGCCCCCUGCCCUUUUUGCCUCUUGUUCCCACGCACCGUUGACUCUGGGAUUUGCUGCUUAUCAACUGGAAACACUUUUAAAGUGAAAUGGUCCGGUGGUUUCACAGAGAUUUAAGUGGAAUUGAAGCUGAAACCUUGUUGAAAUCUCGAGGUGUACAUGGAAGCUUUCUUGCUAGACCAAGCAAGAAGAAUGCUGGAGAUUUUUCUCUCUCUGUGAAAGUUGGAGAGGUGGUGACUCAUAUUCGUAUCCAGAACACUGGUGACUACUAUGACCUGUAUGGUGGGGAGAAGUUUGCCACAUUAUCUGAGCUUGUGGAAUACUAUACCACUGAACACGGAACCCUGCAAGACAAAGAUGGCACAAUCAUUGAACUGAAAUAUCCUCUUAACUGCUCUGACCCUACCAAUGAAAGGUGGUAUCAUGGGCAUCUCUCGGGACCCGCCGCUGAGAAACUGCUCUGGGAGAAGGGGGAGCCUGGUACCUUUCUUGUCAGAGAAAGUCUUAGUAAGCCAGGUGAUUUUGUUCUAUCCAUUCUGUCUGAUGAAAUAAGAGAAAUUAACAAAGAGCAAAAGUACAGAGUGUCACAUGUAAAAAUAAUGUGCCAGAAUGAUCGGUACACAGUGGGUGGCACAGAGAGCUUUGAAACUCUUACUGAUCUUGUUGAACAUUUUAAGAAAGUUGGUAUUGAAGAAGUCUCUGGAGCCUGGGUGUACUUAAAACAGCCGUACUAUUCCACACGGGUGAAUGCUGGAGACAUUGAUAAGCGAGUUCAGAUACUCGCUGAGACAGGGGAGGUGGCUAACAAAGCAGGGUUCUGGGAAGAGUUUGAUGCUCUUCAAAAACAGGAGGCCAAGGUUAAAAAGAGCAGAGAAGAAGGAAUGAGGCCUGAAAACAAAAGCAAGAACCGCUACAAAAACAUUCUUCCAUUUAAUGAAACCAGAGUCAUUUUAAAGUCUGGGGAUCCAAAUAUUAUUGGUUCAGAUUAUAUCAAUGCUAACUAUGUCAAGAAUUUACUGACUGAAUCCAAUUUCCGCAAAGUCUACAUUGCUACCCAGGGAUGCUUAAUGACCACUGUCAAUGAUUUCUGGCAAAUGAUUUGGCAAGAGCGUUCUAGAGUUAUAGUAAUGACAACUAGAGAGGUUGAGAAAGGAAGGAACAAAUGUGUUCCCUACUGGCCAGAAGUGGAAACCAUGAAAGAAUAUGGAAAAUAUAUUGUGCACCACAUCAGUGAGCAUGAUGCCUUGGACUACAAGAUUCGCAUUCUUGAGAUUUCUCCAGUUGACAAUAGUGAUGAUACACGGGAAAUUUGGCAUUACCAAUAUUUGAGCUGGCCAGAUCAUGGUGUACCAGAAGAGCCAGGUGGAGUGUUGAGUUUCUUGGAACAAGUUAAUGCCAAACAACAGGAGAUCCUUGGAGCUGGCCCCAUUGUGGUACACUGCAGUGCUGGAAUAGGACGAACAGGGACCAUUAUAGUAAUUGACAUGUUGGUAGAUACCAUUAACAUUAAAGGUGUUGAUUGUGACAUUGAUAUCCAAAAAUCUAUUCAGAUGGUUCGUGAACAACGUUCUGGAAUGGUGCAGACUGAAGCGCAGUACAAGUUCAUAUAUAUGGCAGUCUCUCAAUACAUUGAAACCACUAAGAGAAAGCUAGAAGAGAUUGGGAAAACAGAAACAGAGUAUGGCAAUUUGAAAUAUCCCACAGCCCAACACGGUAAAGCAAGCCGCAAAUCGUCCAGGAACAAGGAUGACACUUAUGAAAAUGCUGGGCUUAAGGGGGGUAAGAAAGAUGAUAAAAUGAAGAAGCAAAAAUCUGAAGAGAAGGGAAAAGCAGGAAAUCCUGGUUCAGUGAGGAAGAGGUAGAAUCCUCAAGGUGAGGAGCAGCACAGUAGGACCCGUUCUGGAGAGUAACACAAAUGUGAUGUGUGAAAGAGAACUUACUCUCUUAAAAUUUUCUUUUAGAUUUCAUAUUGAUGUUCUCGCCACACAAGGAAACAACAUAGCAGACAGUAUAAGAAAGAUGUUACUGCUUUUCCGGUUUAUGUUUGCAGUUUACAUGGGACAGGCAGUGCUGGCAGUCAUGAAAAAAACAGGAUGUCUUAGCUACUUCUGCUUAGCUAUGCGCUGUUUACACAUUUGCCUAAACUUGUCACAUUUCUACAUUACCUUGCUAAUAUAAAUUCAAUGAACAGGAUGUAAUAAAAUUACAAUUUACAUUUAUUUUGGUGAGUCUAAAAUAUAUUUUCAAAAAUGUGAGUGAAAUCCAGAAGUACUGAUGCAUUGAGAAAUGAAGGUUUGUUUGCUGUUUAUGUAUUAAUGAAUUUUGUUGUUUUUGUAAUUUAUAAAUAAAAAUGGACUUUGCUGCAA